This is a messenger RNA of Aspergillus saccharolyticus JOP 1030-1, 3048 nucleotides long. Its product is annotated as putative PAB1 binding protein (Pbp1). The record is from RefSeq and is a predicted model, not a curated record. The coding region runs from base 1 to 3048 and encodes 1015 amino acids. Gene Ontology annotation, molecular function: RNA binding. Gene Ontology annotation, biological process: cytoplasmic stress granule assembly. The transcript is spliced from 4 exons. NCBI's taxonomy places the organism in Eukaryota, Fungi, Ascomycota, Eurotiomycetes, Eurotiales, Aspergillaceae. Gene Ontology annotation, cellular component: cytoplasmic stress granule.
AUGGAUAAAUGGAUAUACAAAUUGACUAAUACUUUGCUCAUCAGACGCAGUAACUCUCAGAAAGCUUGGUCACAGGGAAACCCAAUCACUCAACGAUCGUCAUAUGCGCAGCAGAACGGCAACAUGCCCCAGAAGCAACCAGUCUCGUCUAGACCCUCCGCGAAAGAGUCGAACACGCCUGAUAACCAUGCACAUGAUCGCCUUGUGUUUUUGCUCACGAGUUUCAUUGGGUUAACUGCGACGGUCACAACCAGAAAUGGAGAAAAGUUCACUGGAAUCUUUUCAUCUGCGUCUCUGGAGUCCAGCGAAUCUGCAUUCCUCUUAAAAAUGGUGCGGCGGUCAAUCAAGCAGGAACAGCAUAGAGCGAACGGAAUGAGUGAGGCUUCGAGCCCGUUCAUGGGCACCGCACCGGAUCAUAGUAUGUCCUUUGACGUCAAAGACGUCGUCGAUAUCUCAGUAUCCGAUGUUUCCACCACUGAUGUCCUUGCGAAGGCCCCGAAUGGCGCCUCGGUAGGCUUCAAGACUGAUACCGAUAUUUCUGGCAAUCUCUCAAUCCGUGAGCGAACCUUGAAGCGCUGGGAGCCAGCAGCGGACACGGAUGUGGAUUUGUCCCUGGAAGGCGCGAACGCCUCAUCUGGAUGGGAUCAAUUCGAAGCGAACGCAAGACUGUUCGGCGCUACCAGUAGCUAUGACGAGAACAUCUAUACAACUAGGAUCAACCGCUCAGAUCCUGCUUACAAGCUGAAGGAAGCAGAGGCCGCUCGGAUCGCCCGUGAAAUCGAAGGCACUACAACGGACAAUGCCCAUAUCCGCGAGGAGCGCGGUUUGGUGUCCGCAGAUGAUGGGGACGAAGAAGAGAAGUACAGCGGCGUCCGACGUGAUGAAAGAAACUUCCCGCCCCUUAUUUCUGGACAACCAAACAAGUACACCCCACCUGCCAGGAGGCAGAACGCCACUCAGCCUGCUGCUGCCACCCCCUCUGCAGCCCCUGCCCGCUCAACUCCAAGCGUCCCGAAAGACGCUGUCACUCCUACGCCAAAGGAGCCUGCCCAGACACAGGCCCAGCAAACGCCAUCGAGGGUCACUCCAGCACCCGCUCCCGCCGCUGAUGCGGAGAAGAAACCUCCGGUAUCGAAGUCCCAACCCGUCCCUACCGUCCCCGCUCCCAGUAAUGCUACUGCCAACGUUGAGGUCGAGGUGCUGGAUUCUUUCCGUCGCUUCGCCAGCGAUGAGAAAGCGAAGAUGCAGGAACGCCGCCGUAACCAGGCCUCAUACGAUCGAACGAUCAAACUCAACGAGCUGAUGAGGUUCUCGAAGAACUUCAAGUUAGCUACCCCUGUUCCCAAAGACCUAGUGCCAAUUCUUGCGAAGGACCCCCACAAACAGGAAGAGAUCAUUCAACGAGCCCAGCAACAUGCCGAGGAGAAGACGGCAGUGAAGUCUUCCCCAGGGUCCGUGGAGCAGAAGCCAGUUACUCGCGCGCCUGCGGCUACUGCCGCUCCUCCACCGGCCCAGACCGACCGUUCCAAUUCCUCACGCGGUCGUCAGAUGUUCCCCCCCACUGGUCCCAAUGGUGGUCCUACUGGGCGUCUUCCCCAGCAGGCCAUGCAAGCGGGUCGUCAAGCCACUGGAAUGCUUGGCCACCGUCUGGCUGAUAAUUUGCAGCAGAGAAGAGGCGCUGCAAUGGGAGCGGUUCCUGCACCCUUGCCCAUCAAUGAGGUUCGCAGCCCGCCAACCGGACCGGCGGGUGAUCAUCCUACUGUAACCAGCCCGAGCAAGGCGCAGACCCCGACUUCGGCUGUCUCAACCAAGUUCAAUGUGAAAGCUAUGGAGUUCAAACCCAACCCUGCGGCCAAUACUUUCACACCCGGCGCCUCCACCGUCUCUCCUCCGUUCGUUCGUGGGCGCUCUGUCUCGAGGGCUACUAGCCCAUCUGCGUUUUUCGGUGCGAAGAAGCCAUCUCCAAUUUCGGAACGCCCAUCCCUCAGCGAGCACUUCAAUCCUAUCAAGCGCAUGAAGAAAGAAUGCUCAGAAAAAAGCGAUAAGGACUACACUUUCAAUGGUGGCAUUCCCCCGGCCUACAAAACAUCGCCGACCUGGGAUGUAUCUGCUGGCAAUGAGGACAAGACGUACUUGCAAAUGGUCAAGCCACCUAUUUCCGUGCCGGCUAUCUCCCCUCAGAACCGUUCUGCAUCGAAUUCGUCAAUGCCUCACCAGUCCCAAAUGCCCUUCCAGUAUCAACAGUCUUCUCAGGGUAUGCCCCCCACUACUGGCCCGCCGCAUGGCCCUCAUCUUCAUCCUCAGCAGCAUCAUGGUUCUGGUCCGCCUCAUUUCGAUGACCCCCAUCGUAUGCAGAUGUCGGCUUCUACAUCUCAAAUGUUUCCUUCACCUCGCCUUCAGCAUGGUUAUCCUUCCCCCAUGGCACCCCAUGCUCAGUUGGCAUUCGGACAGCCUAUGCCACAAUUUUACGUCAGCCAAGGCGGUCCACAGCCCGCGCAUAUGAGACAUUAUCCUGGCACUCCUCAAUUUGUCAAUCCACAAUCUGGCAUGGGUGCACCGAUGAUGGUUCAGCAGCCGUCUAGUGGGCCCUACAUGGGGGUUCCUCAGGGCGUGGCUCCCUAUACUCAAAUGCAAAUGUAUUCGCCCAACCCUGGCCAUGCUUAUCCUCAACAUGCACCGCCCCCCCAACCUCACAGCGGCUAUCCUAGCCCUAGCCGUGGUGCCCCAAUGAUGAUACACCAGAACUCUCAGCAGGGCCAGCCCCCCCAGCCAGUCAUGUUCAUGUCUCCUGGACAGCAUGGGCAGCCAGUGCACCCUUCCCAGCAGCCAGGUCACAUGCCCCCGGUUCGAGGCAAUUAUCCUCAGCAGCAGCAACCCCAUUUCCAGUCUAGCCCUCACCAGGUGCAUCAUUACCCCCCUCACCAACACCGAACCCCUAGUACCGGCUAUAAUCAACUGCCUCAAGUGCCACCUCAGGUGCCUGCUCAGCCUCCACAGGCUGCCACCUCUGGUGCUCAAACACAGGAAAUUGCGGAUGAAGCGAAAUGA